This is a messenger RNA of Synchiropus splendidus (mandarinfish), 2849 nucleotides long. It is a transcript of the gene rab3ab, whose product is annotated as RAB3A, member RAS oncogene family, b. NCBI's taxonomy places the organism in Eukaryota, Metazoa, Chordata, Actinopteri, Syngnathiformes, Callionymidae. The record is from RefSeq and is a predicted model, not a curated record. Gene Ontology annotation, cellular component: axon; endosome; synaptic vesicle membrane. Gene Ontology annotation, biological process: protein localization to plasma membrane; regulation of exocytosis; maintenance of presynaptic active zone structure. Bases 74 to 1354 code for a protein of 426 amino acids. The transcript has 5 exons. Gene Ontology annotation, molecular function: GTPase activity; GTP binding.
UUGGGAAUCACCGCAGCUGCAACAUUGUCAUUUCGUAUCUGGAGCACUUGUUCUGCCACACGGUGACUCAAACAUGGAGGCAACAAUCAACGCCAUCGAACAGGAGGCCUUGCCAGUAUCUCACCCUCAGACUCUAAAAUCCCUUAAUGAGGAGCUACGAAAGGCCUUAAUGGAGAUACGAUCCCUGCACGACCAGAACAUAGCUCUAAAGCAGCAGCUUGGACAGAAAGAAAUCAGUGAGAAGCAGUUGAAGGAGCAACUCCAAGUGAAAGAAGGUGUUUUGAAGAAGGAAACCAAAAAGAGAUUUGCUCGCACCAAGGCCCACAUGGAUACACUGGCACAGCUGGGGGAAAAGGAAACCCAACUGAGUGAAAAAAGCAAGCAGUGGCUCCAAAAGACAGAAGCUUUUGAGGCUAAAGAGAAAGUCCUCAUGGACCUCCUGCAGCAGAAGGAAGAGGAGUUGAUCCAGUUGAGGGGUCAAAGCAAAAAAUUGAAAGAGAGACACAUAACAGAGCUGGUCUGUCAAGAGAGCAGUUGGAAAGAGAAAAUGGAUACAGAGAAAAACAACCUAACCCGAUCCUGGCUGAAGAAAGAGAAUCAAUGGAGAAAGCAUGUGAGCCACACUGAUGAUGACAUCCGGUUCCUCAUGUCUGAGGUGGAGCAACUUCAGAUGGCCUCCGCUACAGCAACCUAUGGACAGAAGGAGACUUCAGACCAGAACUUUGACUACAUGUUCAAGAUCCUCAUCAUUGGCAACAGCAGUGUUGGAAAAACUUCUUUUCUGUUCCGUUAUGCUGACGACUCGUUCACCCCUGCAUUCGUCAGUACAGUGGGCAUCGACUUCAAGGUGAAGACUAUAUAUAGGAACGAUAAGAGGAUCAAGCUACAGAUCUGGGACACGGCAGGGCAGGAGCGGUACCGUACAAUCACCACUGCGUACUACCGUGGAGCCAUGGGCUUCAUCCUCAUGUAUGACAUCACAAAUGAGGAGUCCUUCAACGCUGUUCAGGACUGGUCAACUCAGAUCAAGACAUACUCAUGGGACAAUGCUCAAGUGUUGCUGGUGGGGAACAAGUGCGACAUGGAGGAUGAGCGUGUGGUCAGUGGAGACAGAGGACAUCAGCUGUCCGACCACCUGGGUGAGUUCUCUCAGAGUGUAUUUGUGUCAUCUUCUUCAUUACAAAACGAAUUCCGUCCUGUGCAGGGUUUGAGUUCUUUGAAGCCAGUGCCAAAGACAACAUCAACGUCAAGCAGACUUUUGAGCGUCUGGUGGACAUCAUCUGUGAAAAAAUGUCUGAGAGCCUGGACGCAGGAGAUCCUGCUGUCACUGGAGCCAAACAAGGCCCUCAACUGACAGAGCAGCCUGCUGCCCCUCAUCAGGACUGUGCGUGUUAAUUUGACUAGGUCUCCAAAACCUUUUAUCUCCUCUGCCUUGUUACCUCCCUUUUUGAUCUGCACAUUAUUAGUAACAAUAACUAGCUUGUAAUCUAUAUCAGAGCUGGGACUUGACAACAUCCUAGGGGUCACGUAGGAACUGCAGCAGUUCCGCAAAGCCACAGUGCGAGACAUUUUUGAAUCAAAUCACAUUCUUUUCACUCUCACAUACUUAUUUUUUCCUGAGUCAUUCACGCACGGAUCUACUUGUAGUGCUGUCCUUGUCAGGACCUCUCAUUGUCCUAAUGCUUUCCCCAGCCUCUCAACCUGAUCUUAACCAUCCAAAACAUGGCUAAUCCUAACUCGGACCCAGAACCAAACUUAUUGGAGACCAAACUACAAUUAUAAUGACGUAGUUAGUUUGAAGUUUCAAUGUCAUCACAGUGAGGUGUUCUUCCCCAAAUUGGUCCUACCACCACACGCACAUAUACACUGUAUGACCAAAAGUAUUUGCUCCUCUUCCAACAUGACUUUGCACCAAUGCACAGAGCAAAGUCCACAAAGACAUGGAUGACAGAGUCUGGUGUGGAUAAACUUGAGUCCUGGCCUGAACCCGAUAGAACACCUUUGAGGUGAAUUAGAUCGGUGACUGAGAGCCAGGCUGUCUUGACCAACAUCAGUGUGUGACCUCACCAAUGCUCUUUAGGAUGACUGGUCAAAAAUUCCUUUAAACAUACUACUCAACCUUCCCAGAAGAGUUGAAGCUGUAAUAGGUGCGAAAGGUGGACCGACAUCAUAUUGAAUCCUACAGGUUAGGAAUGGGAUGGCACUCAAGUUCAUAUUGUUAGUCAAGGCGGGUGAGCGAAUACAAUUUUUAAUAUAGUGUAUAUUUACAUAAUUUAUGUAUUAUAUUUUUUUCCUGUUUUAAUUCACAUUUACUCCACAUUAAUGUUUUACUGUUGUGGUUCAUACGCGGCCCCUGUGUGUUAAAUUAAUCCCCUUCAUGUUGUGAAGCGUUUUUUUGUUUUGUUUUUACAUAUAGUGCACAGACUUGGUUUCAUCAGAUUUAGCUUCAAUGUCAUUAAACUCUCUACAGUCCAGGUUCUUGUCAAGAAAUAAUUAAGAUUUACUGUCCUUCACCUCGUGGAUAUUAGCGAUUCAAACAUCAAUGGGUCAUCAUCAUUGGAUCUGCCUCAGCUGAUAUCAAAUAUUGAUUUUGCAGUGUUGAUACCUUCACCUGUGUGAUUUUGUUUUAGACUCCACCCCUUUAAUGCGCCUCAUUCUUGAAACAUAGAGGGAAUGACAUUUAGUACUAAUGAGCAGCCCUACAAUAAAGCAUAUUCAAUAAGUACAAUUAAACUUUCUAAUGUACGUUUGACUGCUGUGCAAUAUAGAUGAUACGUCUAUGCAUUUUCUUUGCACCUUUGUUUUUGUCUCACACAAAGAUGCUUCAUCAGGUCCUUCAAAGGGAAAAC